Acanthochromis polyacanthus (spiny chromis) is the source of this 2543-nucleotide messenger RNA. RefSeq lists its product as uncharacterized. The coding region runs from base 136 to 720 and encodes 194 amino acids. The transcript has 2 exons. NCBI's taxonomy places the organism in Eukaryota, Metazoa, Chordata, Actinopteri, Pomacentridae. The record is from RefSeq and is a predicted model, not a curated record.
AUGCAUGAGCUCAGGCUCCUCCUACUGAGACGAUCAGGAAGUGAAAUGUGGAACUGUGAGCAAAGGGCAGCAGAGAAAAGGUCUCACAUCUGGAGCCUGGAGGGUCACUUCUGAUCGUCUGCUGCCAAAACCAGGAUGAUGGCCUCUCUCAGGGUUCUCCUCUUCUUCCUCGUCUUCUUCCUGCUCAAACUCCAGACGUCUGCUAAAAACGACGCCCCCUGCCAGCCCUCCAAGUGGAACAACGGCUACAAAACCUUCAUCAAGCGCCACAUCCGCUCCGGAACGCCCAACUCCUACGACGAGGACGAGUGGAAGGCCUACAUCAAGACCCACGGUGGCUGCGACCGGCCCACGCAGUCCUUCCUGCUGCCCAAGGACCUGGACCGGGUCCGGGCCGUGUGCUCCAGCGGCGGCGGCCAGGUCUACCAGGAGAACCUUUGCAUCAGCCGGCAGCCCUUCAAAUUCGUCACCGUCAGGAGCGAGCCGCAAACCUGCAGCAUCCGCAGCGUCAAGGCCGAGACCAAGCACCUGAUCCUGGCCUGCGAGGUCCUGGAGAACCAGUGUCUGCCGGUGCACUUCGAGGGGAACCCGGAGGGCCUGAGGCCGGACAACAACGCCAGAGGAUGCCAGGACCCGGACACGAGAGGGGACGCUGCAGCCCUGAGGACGACCUGGCUCUGGAUGCUUUCUGCUGUAAUAUUUAUUAUUUAUGCUUAUUAAACUGCUUUGGAUAGAUAGAUAGACAGACAGUGGGGAAAUUUACAGUGUACAGCAGCAAAUAGAACACUUUAAUCAAAGAAAGAGUGCAGCACACAGUGCAUAUACAUAUAUAUGUCAGGGUAGAGACUGCGAUUUGGUAGAAUUGGAGUUUCUACCAGUAGAGAUUGCAAUUGGAGUCUCUACCAGUAGAAACUCCAAUCCUACCAGUAGAGAUGGAACUUUAAAUCUGACCCCUGACCCUAACCUUAAAAGUCUAACCUUAGCCCUGACAAAUCUCUACUGGUAGGAUUGGAGUUUCUACUGGUAGAGACUCCAACUCUACCAAAUCGCAGUCUCUACCCUGACAUAUAUAUAUAUAUAUAUAUAUAUAUACUGAAAGUCAAUAGAAACUUUGAGACCAUAUUUUUCAACAUAUUUUUUUAUUUUGAAGCCCGAAACUGGAUUUUCUUCAUAUGAAUCAUUUGUUUAGCAUAUUGGCAUACAGAAACAAAAAUCUAAAGUUUCAAGAAUGAUUUCAAAAUAAAGAAUUUCACAAAAGAAAACGGCACCUGCCAAACACAAAGUCACAACAGUCAGUAUGGCCUCCAUCUGCUUGGAUGCAGGCAGCAAUCCGUCGGCGCAUGCUUUGGACCAGGCUUCUGAUUGUGGGUUGGGAACAGCCCAUACGCCUGGUUACAUCACUGUAGCUCAAAGCGGCCUCCACCAUACCCAGUGCCCGGAGACGUUGUUCAUGUGAUAGACGCGGCAUGAUGCUGUUCACUGGACUAACAAUGGUGGCCUUUUUUGGGCCUUUAUAUAGGCCUUCAAACCCCAUUCUCACAUUGUGCAGAUACUCACUGAGUAUUGCUUGGUGUGUAUUUGGUUCACUUUUGCAAAGUGACCAACCCAUGUGCAAUGAAUCAUGACAAAAUGACAACUCAUCAUUAUCUCAACUACCAGGGCACUAGAUCAUCAGUAAAUCCACAAUGAAUAAUUACAAGUAGAAUUCUGCGUACAUUUCUACCUCAAAGUUUCUAUUGACUGUCAGUAUAUAUAUAUAAAAGUAUUGUCUUCUUCUGAAGAAAAGAAAGCAGUAUUUACGGCAACAUUUUUAUGAAAUUGCACAGCGUCAUUCUUUACAUUUUAUUGUACAGUUUGUAAGUGGGUCAACGAACAAACUACUGGAGGUUUCAUUUGGAGAUUUAAAACAUAUUUAUAUAAAAAAAAAGUUCAGUUCCUACUUCAAAACACAUCUAUUGUGGGAUUUCAAAAAGGGAAAGAUAAAAGCUGAAUUUAUUUAACAACUAAUGUCUUCUCUGGAUGCUUCGGUCUACGUGGGAUUGAUAACAUGCAGGAAAAAAAAAGCAAUUUCAGUUGAUUUUUGCUUUCCUUUUCAACCGAAACAAAUAUAAAAAAUGUAUUGUUUUUUACUGCAUUUUGUACCAAACAGCCAUAUUUUCACACAGACAAUAAAUAAGCUAUUACAUCACAAUAUAACAGCUGAAUAUUUAUAAAAAAAAAAAGUUACAUUUCUGAGGAUGCAUUUUUUGUAAAAAAAAACAAAAAAAAACAAAAACAAAAAACAGUUCCUACAAUAAAAAAUAAAAUUAGCAAAGAAAAGGGAUUCACAUUUGAAGUCAGAAUGGUGAUUUUCAUUCCUUUUCCACUGAAAAAUACAUUUCAUUAUUGUGCUUUUUUGCUCUACUUUAAGUAUGUAGGUAAUAUGUGGUCCAUUAAAUCACAACACAGCAGCUGUGUAUUUAUAAAAAGUUCAGUUCCUUCUUGAAUAUUCAUGUAUUGUGAGAUUUCAAAAAGACAAAAUAAAAUCUGGAUUUAUUGAACAA